AUGAACUAUGCUUGCGAUCGCUCUGCCCCCACUGCACCCAUUGACAAGCUACCAACCGAGCUGUUGAUCGACGUAUUUCUCCUUGUACUGUCAGGCCAUUGCCAAAGUACCUCUUGCACCAGUGUAGACACUCCGUGGGAUCCCAUCUCAUACCCUGAUUGUCUAACGCAUGUUUGCUAUCGAUGGCGCAUGGUCGCAAUAUCAGUUCCUUCUCUAUGGACCCACAUUGACCUAAACCCACAUGCACCGAAGGGUGAAAGUCUUAUUGAUUAUGCAAGGAACUAUGCUCACCGCUCCGGUACUCUACCACUUGAGCUCCGCCUACGCGAUAAGGCGUGUGUGCGGAAUGAUGCCUAUAUUAUGAAAAAUGUCUUCUUGCUUCUUGGCCCUCGCACAAAAUCGCUCGAUUUUACCAUCACCUCUCCCGAGAUACUACACUUCCACCGCUUUGUCUUUGAGUAUCUACUCCCAAGAAUAUCUCCCAGAGUUUUCAAAACACUCCGAAUAAGUUGUGAGGUUUCCCUCCCAGACUCGUUUAUAGCUGGCCGUGAUUCCGAUCCUUGGGUAGUCUUCGACUCGGACAACCCAAACGAUUAUGACUGGGGGCCCAACAUAUUGCACUGGGAACAGGAUUUUAUAAAUUACAGCUUUUCGGGUGUCACAAAUCUACGUUUAUGUGGUGUAUUCUUCAACUGGUCGAGCCCACUAUAUCAUGGCCUGGUCGAUCUCCGGCUCACCUCUCCGCCUAUAGGCGGGGCAACCGAUAUAUACGUCUACACGUUGAGGUCGAUCUUGUCGAAAUGCCCAGAGCUUAGAAUAUUCCAUUUCUCUCUUCAACUUAUUAUACAUAACACAACAGAUGACGAGUCAUUGUUCGAGCAACCAGAAGAACCUGUAUUCUUACCAGAGCUGGAGGUCAUCCAUGUAUCCACAGCAAAUGCAUACACAGGAAGACAUGAGUCCUUCCACGUUGGAUCUCUGCUUCAUCUACUCGCACCCGGUUCUAAGCCACUCCAGCUCAGUCUCGAGACUGGACACAAUCAAAAUGAGCAUUUACUGGCCUCAGAUGAAAUGAAGGGGUUUUUCUCGAGGUCAAAAGUAGAACGACUCUGUCUUCGGAACGGGCAUCAAUCAAUAAACGACCUGCGAUUCUGCCAUCUCCCAGUUCUGAAGUUUCUUGUGCUUGAUUCCUGCCGUCACAUCUCAGCGUUCGCAGACCCGAGUUGGCCGUUGGUACUGCAGUCUGUUUUUGUGAAUGCCGCCACGCUCACCUUGGAGGAUUUGCGUUCCAUUGUUGGGUUGUGUCCUGAUGGUCUUGUGCUUUCACGGUGCAUGGUACUUCGCAUGCUUAUGGGCCAAGAAACCGCUCUUAAGUCUGUACCUGAGGUAGAGCUACAAGCCAUAUUUCCUGCCGUAAAUUUUACCACGGAGGAUAGAUUGUGGUGUAAUCUAGUUGCUCAUUGGGGCCUUUUGAUUAGUUCAUCCUCUUUGAUGUAUUCGUGUGCCACUGUUUGGUUCAUCAGUUAA
This is a messenger RNA of Rhizoctonia solani, 1527 nucleotides long. Its product is annotated as F-box-like protein. The coding region runs from base 1 to 1527 and encodes 508 amino acids. The record is from RefSeq and is a predicted model, not a curated record. The transcript has a single exon. Lineage: Eukaryota; Fungi; Basidiomycota; Agaricomycetes; Cantharellales; Ceratobasidiaceae.